AUGCUGUCUGUUCUGCUGCUCGUCGGGCUCGAUGUCAUCAAUAAUGGACGACUGAUGCCAGAGUCUGAAUCGACCCUUCUGCAGGUGGCCAUCCUGCAGAAGCAAGGCGUGGGGCUCGACCUGGAGAUUCUGGCGCGAGGCAUGCGCUUGUUGGGCAUUGAUCUCCUCGGCAGUAUUCAGAAUAUCGUCGCCGCUAGCAUCCCACGCUCGACAGCCACCCUCGGCAAUUACAUCAAAGAGCACGAAACAUUUAAAGACCGGCACGUGUCUAAAGUGCUGAAGCAGGCCGAGAAAAAGUACCCUCUCCUUGGCACAGCUCUACUCAACGUCUUCUUUCCUGGAUCUUUGCGUGUCGACAAAAACAAUGUGGAGGCAAUCGCAUUCUAG
Cryphonectria parasitica EP155 is the source of this 387-nucleotide messenger RNA. RefSeq lists its product as uncharacterized. The transcript is spliced from 3 exons. Lineage: Eukaryota; Fungi; Ascomycota; Sordariomycetes; Diaporthales; Cryphonectriaceae. The record is from RefSeq and is a predicted model, not a curated record. Bases 1 to 387 code for a protein of 128 amino acids.